AUGAAUCAGGACGAGCUCGAGGCUUUCGCAAAUGAGCACCACAUUCCCAGCCUCACCCAACUGUGGGCGGUGGAGCUGGAGGAGGCGCCCGUGUGCAUGGGCCUGAGCCCCAAGGGCCAGCUGCUGGCUGUGGGCACAGUAGAUGACGCCAUCCCAGUGCUGGAUGUGGCCAGCGGCAAGGUGGCCCACACGCUGGCGGGGCACGACGGCGGCACCAACGGCCUGGCAUUCCUGUCUGGCAACAGCCUGGCGAGCGUGGGGGAGGACGGGAGCGCGCGCGUGUGGAAUGUGGCGCGCGCGGCCUGCCUGCACCAGCUGCCCGUGGAUGCAGAUGGGGCAGACAGGACGGGCAGCGGGCACAGCGUUGGCCACCUCACCGGCGCCCCCGGUGCCAAGUCCUUUGCCUGCUCCGCCGGCAGGCUGGUCACCAUCUUCACUCUGGGCGCCUCCCCGCAGCAGCAGCCCUCCCGCCGCGUGCUGGGGCCGCUGGACAGCACGGUUGAGAGCCUGCGGUUUGACCGCCGCGGCAACCUGCUGGCCACCUACAACGGCGGCGUCAGCUACUGGAACUUUGAGCGGAGGGAGGAGGACAAGCAGGAGCUGGGGCUGCCGCACUCGGGGGCCUGCCUGUGUGGCGACGUCACGCCCGGCCUGGACUACAUUGUUGCUGGCUGCCACGACAGCACGGUGCACAUCUACCACUUCAGGCAGCAGCGCAAGUCGGGGGUGGAGCUGCAGGAGAUGACGUGCGGCGGGUAUGAUGGCAAGGUGACGGCGGUGGACUUCAACCCAAAGGGAGACCGCAUGGCAUCGGCGGGCGGCGACAAGAACACGGUGUGGGACUUCAGCGGCAGCCCCACCGGCACCCUGCCCACGCUCACCGCGUGGCAGCCCGACGGCGAGGGCUGGCUGGCGACCGCGGGCAAGGAUGGGCGCCUGCUGGUGUAUGACGUUGAGGCCAAGCUGCCCAUGAGGAAAGGCAUGCCCUUCAUCUGCCAGCCGGGCGCGCUGGGCCUCACAGACGGUGAUGAGGUGACGGCGCUGGUGUUUGCGCGGGACGGUAUCCUGUACACCGGCCACAUCAGCGGCAUGGUGCGACGGUGGGAGCUGCCGCUGGCGGGCAGCAGCGAGGACGGCGACGAGGCGCCGCAGCUGCAGGCGGCGGCAGCGGCACAGCAGCAGCAGCCCAGCCAGGCAACAGCAGCGGAGACGGAACGGCCGUGA
Molecule: messenger RNA, 1224 nt
Organism: Chlorella variabilis
Lineage: Eukaryota; Viridiplantae; Chlorophyta; Trebouxiophyceae; Chlorellales; Chlorellaceae
Exons: 9
Coding region: 1-1224 (407 amino acids)
Biological process (GO): ribosomal large subunit assembly
Cellular component (GO): nucleolus
Molecular function (GO): protein binding
Source: RefSeq, a predicted model, not a curated record